GUGAAGAUUUAACAGUCUCCUUCUCUAUCUCUCCUUCUGUAGCUAUCUCUCCUCUGCCUGGAUCUCUCUCCCCUAACCAGUCUCUACUACUCAAAUCUCAAAAGCCUGGAGGAUAUUACUUUGAGGCUGAUCCAUUUGUUUGCCCGCAGCUAAGUGCAGUUCAGGAAGACACUGUCAGCACAAGGGAUGUUUCUAGACAAAUGUGAAGGAGAUUUGUGUGACUUGAGGGAAGACGGCAGCACACCAACGCGUGGCACUCCUGAGGAGGAUAAUGAGAUACCUAAAAAGAAACACCGCAGGAAUCGAACAACAUUCACAACCUACCAGCUUCAUGAAUUAGAGCGUGCCUUUGAGCGUUCACACUAUCCUGAUGUAUACAGUCGAGAAGAGCUAGCUAUGAAGGUCAGCCUGCCAGAGGUUCGAGUUCAGGUUUGGUUCCAGAAUAGACGAGCAAAAUGGAGGCGGCAAGAGAAACUGGAGUCUUCCUCUAGCACACUACAUGAUUCCCCACUACUAUCUUUCUCAAGAUCCCCAAGAGCUACAACUAUGGGGCCUCUGAGCAAUACUCUUCCUCUGGAAUCCUGGCUCACUUCACCAAUCUCAGGGACUACCACCAUCCACAGUAUGCCAGCAUUCAUGGCUCCUUCCCAGGCCCUUCAGCCAACUUACCCAAGUCACACAUUUUUGAACAGUGGCCCUGCAAUGACCCCUAUCCAACCUCUCAGCAGUGCUCCUUAUCAUCAGUGUAUGGGGGGAUUUGCGGACAAAUUUCCCUUAGAGGAAAUGGAUCAAAGAAGUUCAAGCAUUGCUGCACUGAGAAUGAAGGCAAAGGAGCACAUCCAGACGAUAGAUAAAACAUGGCAGCCAAUCUGAUCAAAAUAGCUUUUACGAAACGCUAUACCUCAACUUUUGACUUCAAAAUCGCAAUGUUCUGUUUUGAAGUCUAGCAUUCUUAGACCUGGGUGUAUUCAAGCCAAAGCAGACUUUUGACAGAAUUAUGGAGUAUGCUAUAGAGCUUACAUAAGAUGACCUGUUUAUUUGUAGGUGGUCUUAAGCUGAAUGUGACUUUUAAAUUGGUGUCAGCACGGUUAAGAAAAAGAGACUUGUUUGUUAGAAGCUGAUGUCCGUGUUGUAGUUUUACUUCAUUGGGUCUGGUAAAUCAGUAUUUAAGAAGAAAAACAAUAAACCAAACUGCAAAGCA
Xenopus laevis (African clawed frog) is the source of this 1201-nucleotide messenger RNA. RefSeq names its product retina and anterior neural fold homeobox 2 S homeolog (gene rax2.S). The record is from RefSeq and is marked provisional. Gene Ontology annotation, biological process: regulation of DNA-templated transcription; positive regulation of transcription by RNA polymerase II; regulation of transcription by RNA polymerase II. Gene Ontology annotation, molecular function: DNA binding; RNA polymerase II cis-regulatory region sequence-specific DNA binding; DNA-binding transcription factor activity, RNA polymerase II-specific. Gene Ontology annotation, cellular component: nucleus. NCBI's taxonomy places the organism in Eukaryota, Metazoa, Chordata, Amphibia, Anura, Pipidae.